ACAAAACAAACAUGGAAAUUAUGCAAUUAUCAUCGCUCUUGUGUCGAUGCUAAUGUAGCAAGGAUACUUCACUAGACACUGGACAUUCACCACUUCAUCCCUUCCCUCCUUAUCCUAGGUGAGUAGGCGGUGUUACACUCACCACGCAUUUCACGAUUCACGUAAAAGUCUUUGCUAUUUUCUAAAGAUCUUUUCUAAAUUUUACGGUGAAACAUAUGAGAUCACUUCAAACAACCAUGACUUUCAUAUGGGAUAAAAUGCUUUAAGUAGAUUGUCUACUUGAUUAGAUCCACAAGUCCCCAAAUUGAUCGCCUUUAAAAGAUAGUAACAAAAUUUAGCUCAAUCUGCUUCAUCAUUUAGAAAUAUGGAGGUUUUUUCUUACAGUUUCAUUCUACUACUUCCUCUUAUUUUGCUUCCUCUAUACUUCUUCAUCAAAUUCAAUCAUCAAAACAAACAUAACAAUCCUCCUAGUCCUCCCAAACUUCCUAUCAUUGGUAACUUACAUCAACUAGGCAAACCUCCUCACCGUAUUCUCCAUAAACUCUCCCAAAAAUACGGCCCCAUCAUGCUUCUACAACUAGGCAGUAUACCCACACUCGUAAUCACAUCGGCCGAGGCAGCCGAACAAGUCUUAAAAACACAUGAUCUUGAUUUUUGUAAUAGACCUCCAUUGGCCGGUCCGAAACGUCUUACAUAUAAUUACUUAGAUAUUAUUUUUUGUCCUUACAGUGAGUAUUGGAUAGAGAUGAGGAAAAUAUGUGCUCUUCAACCUUUUAGUGUGAAAAGAGUGCAAUCUUUUGCAGUAAUCAGAGAGGAAGAAGUUUCAGUUAUAAUGGAUUCCAUCUCUAACGCUACCGGUCCUAUUGAUAUUUAUAAGUUGUUGAUAAGUUUAAUAGACAAGAUUCUCUCGAGGGUUGUUUUUGGGAAGACAUUUCAAAGUAGAGAUCAAUCCAGUGACGGUACACUUCAGGAUAUCCUUCUCGAAACCAUGGCGAUAAUCAGUGGGUUUUCAGCGUCUGACUAUUUUCCUACUGUUGGUUGGAUUUUUGACAGGAUUACUGGAUUCCAUAGGAGAAUUGAGAAAUGCUUUCAUGAAUUCGAUGAUUUCUUUCAGCAAAUCAUGGACGUGCAUCUCAACCCGGAGAGACAGAAAUCCUCGCAUGAAGAUCUCAUAGAUGUUUUGCUGAAAAUCAAACAGGACGGAUCAAGUACUGUUCGUCUCACUAAUGAUUAUAUCAAAGCAAUUCUUUGGGACGUAUGUAUUGGAGGGAUAGACACAUCUGCUGUAACCAUGAGUUGGGCAAUGACGGAACUGAUGAAGAAUCCAGAAGCAAUGAAAAAAGUACAGGAAGAGAUCAGAAGUCAUGAUUUAGGAGUGAAAAGGAUGGUACAAGAAUCUGACCUUGAUCACUUCUUGUACCUAAAAAUGGUGGUUAAAGAGACUCUACGACUACACCCACCAGCUGCAUUGUUGAUUCCAAGAGAAAAUACAAAGCAUCAUGUCAUCCAAGGAUACGAUGUAUACCCGAAUACUAGGAUCCUAAUUCCUAAUAAAUGCAUGGGCUAUCAUGAGGAAUCCAAAGUAUUGGGAUAAGCCGGACGAAUUCAUCCCAGAGAGGUUUGAAAAUCGCUACGUUGAUUACGCUGGAGGACAAAAUUUUGAUUUCAUACCUUUCGGUGGAGGUCGAAGGAGUUGCCCUGGAAUGAAUAUGGCGCUCAUAUCGAUUGAGCUUAUCCUGGCCAAUCUACUCUACUGCUUCAAUUGGGAAUUGCCAAACGGCAUGAAAAAGGAAGACAUAAACAUGGAGGAAUCGUCGGGUCUUAGUGUUCAUAAGAAAUAUCCACUUGAGCUUAUACUCACCAAGUACUUGGUAAAGGUAUAAACGAGCAGUGCGAAGACCAAUUGUAAUUGGGAUUAUAUGUGUGUAAGUUUUAGGAUUAAUCACAGUGAAAAAAAUAAUCAAUCUAGGAUUUUUACUUCUUAAUUCCGGCACUGCCGGAAGUAGUUCUCUUAUCCUAGAAACAGUGUUAGAGUCUCGCUCGUUCCAAAAUUGGGUUAUGUUUGAAGUACUGAAUUGACAUUUCUCAUUUGCUUUCAGUUACCCAAGCAAAUUUGCUGUGUAUCAUCAAAUGGAGUCAUGUUUCUCGG
This is a messenger RNA of Papaver somniferum (opium poppy), 2149 nucleotides long. RefSeq names its product cytochrome P450 71B36-like. The record is from RefSeq and is a predicted model, not a curated record. Bases 365 to 1594 code for a protein of 409 amino acids. Lineage: Eukaryota; Viridiplantae; Streptophyta; Magnoliopsida; Ranunculales; Papaveraceae. The transcript has 2 exons. Gene Ontology annotation, molecular function: monooxygenase activity; heme binding; oxidoreductase activity, acting on paired donors, with incorporation or reduction of molecular oxygen.